GAAGGUAAUACUCUUUGGCCUCAAGAUACCAAUGGGAAACUUAUUGGAUCGAAUGCUGAUUAUUUAGAAACAUGGAGAGGAAUGGAAGAGUGCGUUCGUCAAGGCUUAACUCGGAGCAUUGGAAUCAGUAACUUCAACUCAGAGCAAAUAACACGUCUGCUCGCCUCAGCUAAAAUUAUGCCAGUUAACAAUCAGAUUGAAGUUAAUAUAAAUGUCAACCAAGGAAGAUUCAUAGAUUUCUGUAAGAAAUACAACAUUACGGUAACCGGCUAUUCACCUUUGGGAAAACCUGGAAAUCGAUCAAGUAUUGAGAACCAUUUAGAUAAUCCUGCAGUAUUGCAAAUUGCUCAAAAAUACGAAAAGACUCCAGCACAAGUGGCUCUUCGAUACGUGUUUCAGCAUGGAGUUGCGCUAAUUCCGAAGUCUAUAAAUAAAAAUCGAAUUAAGAAGAACAUGGAAAUCUUUGAUUUUGAAUUAACGCUCGAUGAAAUGAACGUUAUUCGAAAACUCGGUACUGGAGAGAGAGUAGCAGACUUAUACAUAGGGUGCCGGCUCCAACACUGACGAGUUUCGACGGUGAAAUCGCAUGUCUUGUGUAGUUUGGAUAUUACUGAAAGCGAUUCAGUCUUUACAGGUUAGAUUUCUCGACGCCAAAGAGAUUUUCCAAUUGAUUGAAAAUAAACCGCGAUAAGCUGUUUUUCCGAUAUGUGCUUCUUCAUUACUGAUUUUCGACACUGAUUUCACUACAUUUUGACUUCAAGAAAACUGCAGUUGAAACGCAUAGCUUAUUAUCCGAAGUAUAUAGCGAUGAAACUCCAUCGAAAAGAACAUGUAAAGUUUGGUUUGAACGCCUUCGAAACGGUGAUUUUGACGUGAGAGAAAAACCGGAGAACGUUCCGAACAACCGAAAAAAUUUGAAGAUGUCGAGCUGCAAGAAUUUCUUGAUGAGGAUCCAGCUCAAACGUUUAGAAUUGUUGAAAGCGUUAAAUGUUACACCAAUGGCCAUCUCUGUUGCAUGCUUGCAUGUCAUGGGAAAAAUUCAUAAGAAAGGGAUAUGGCUACCACAUGAGUCAGAAAAUGCCAUUUUGAAUCGUUUGUCUAUAGCAACUUUUGCUCGCCAGUCAAAAAAAAGAGUUUUUGUGGCAUAUCGUGACUGGCAAUGGAAAAUAGAUUUAUUUUGAUAAUCCCAAGCGGAGGAAAUCAUGGGUGGACCCCGGCCAACCAUCCACUUCAACGCCUAAGAGAUUCCUCUUAUUAUAUUGUAGAAUAUUCAUGGGCAUAAGACCUUACUUUGCAUUUAGUAGGACCAAGAUGGUGUACUAUAUUACGAGCCUUUAUGUCCAAAUGAAACCGUUACAGCUGAUCACUACCAACAGCAAUUAUGCCAAUUGAGUGAAGAGUUGAUGCAAAAAAGACCAUUUGUUGUAGCCAACGCAAAGUCAUUCUUUUGCAUGAUAACGCUCGAUCGCAUGUUGCGAAAAACAGACACUUCUACAGCUUGAAUGGGAAAUCCUCCCACAUCCAGCGUACUCUCCAAACAUAGCACCGUCAGAUUACCAUCUUUUCCGGUCGAUACAACACAUACUUACUGGCACACACUUCUCCAGUUACGAGCAAGUCUAAAAGUGGAUGAAUGAAUGGAUCGCCUCGAAAGACACUGCGUUCUAUCGUCGUGAAAUUACCCUAUUGCCGGAAAGAUAGGGAAAAGUAGUAGAAAAUGAAAGAAAUUAGAGUAAAAUAUUUAUUCAUCUUCCCUUCGAAAAAAUCAAUUUUGGAGACGAAAAAUGGCAAGAAUUAAGUUUAAUACCUAAUAUAAUA
Messenger RNA from Dinoponera quadriceps, 1818 nucleotides. RefSeq names its product dihydrodiol dehydrogenase 3-like. Lineage: Eukaryota; Metazoa; Arthropoda; Insecta; Hymenoptera; Formicidae. The transcript is spliced from 4 exons. The record is from RefSeq and is a predicted model, not a curated record. Gene Ontology annotation, molecular function: oxidoreductase activity. The annotation marks the transcript as partial.